GCACACAGACAUGCACUAGAGGUGGGAGUGGAUGCUCGUGUAGCUGCUGGAAGCCAGGAUGGGAUAAUCAUGCGUGUCUGGCUCCGGGCGUUGAUGCAGCUGCUGUUGCUGGAUCCGGACUGGACUCGGGGCGCAGGGUGGGUCUAGUUCCCGACUGGAGCUAUCUGGACCUCAUGUCGAUGUUAUCAAGCAUUCCGAGAAAGACGAGGGCGAUGGCCGCGAGAGGAGUUGGUGCAGCUCUUUGAAACGUCCAGGCGACAGAAAUCGACCGUUUCCGCCGAUGGAGGACAGAAUUGGCCGGUAUUAAAGCGCAGGGUUUGGAAUAACUUGGAAAAGGGGGGAGAGAGGAUACCGAGGCACCCCUUAGAGGAUAUCGAGGGAGCCCGGCUUCUUUUCUUUAUGUUCUUUUUUAAGUGGGAUAGAGAUAGAAACGCACCUGGAAGAACGGCUCACUUUUGCAUCGGUAAUUAGGAGAGGACUGCCUCUCGUUGGAGCGAGCGGCAGCCGCAUCCGACCGACCGGGGGGGAUAGCCUACUUGGAUGGAGAGGGCGCAGUGAGGGCUGAGAGAGCGGCUUGCCGUGUGUAGGAGGAGGACGGAGGGAGACCGGGCACUUUGAAGGGGACGGGGAGCCAGGAGAGGCGCGGCGGCUCCAUGAGCGGCUCCUGCCGGGACAGAGCGCCCAGAGCCGAGCCGGAGCGUCUCCACCGCCGCGGGUAGAACCCCGGGCUACAGGACGGCGGCCAGUUUGGAAGUUUUGAUGCAUAUGAUCACAACCACCAUGAUUUUUAUGAUUCUUGGUGCUUCAGUUGUAAUGGCGAUAGCCUGUUUAAUGGACAUGAACGCACUACUGGAUCGCUUUCACAACUACAUCUUACCGCAUCUACGAGGGGAGGACCGCGUCUGUCACUGCAACUGUGGAAGGCAUCAUGUCCACUAUGUAAUCCCAUAUGAUGGGGACCAUUCCUUGGUGGACUCAUCAGAGAACUACUUUGUGAGUGACAGUGUGACCAAGCAGGAGAUGGACUUGAUGUUGGGGCUGCUGCUGGGCUUCUGCAUCAGCUGGCUGCUGCUGUGGCUGGACGGAGUCCUACACUGUGCCGUCAGGGCCUGGAGGGCGAGCCGCUACUAUGACACCCCGUCCUGGUCAUGGCUGCCCCAGUUCUGCAAUCUUCGAGACCUCCGUCGCCGAGCCCAGCUCAGACAGCUGGAAGACUCCAGCGGCAACAUGGUCCACAUCAAGCAGAAGCUCUACCACAAUGGUCACCCUAGUCCCCGCCACCUCUGACUCUAAAAAACAAAAUAAUAACAAAAAAAACCUAGACCCCUCCCCUUAAAACCCCUUCUCCCUUCCUCUCCAAAAGCCCUCAUCCCCCUUCCCAAACUGCCCCUUGGCCAACUGUUGCCUCAGAGACCCUGGAAAACUGCCCUCCCACUGUUCAUAACAUGGCCCCCUUAAUACCCCAUGACAGGACUUUCUUAUGACUAAACCCGGCCCCUGUCAGCACUAAAAAAAUCCCAAAAUGGAGCAAGAUGAUGAUUAUUUGUUGCCACUGAAAUCUUGUCUUAUGUCCAUGUCCACCAUUGUGGGAGGAGGAAGAAAAAAAAACAUUUUUAAGGGUGUUUUUUCUGUAUAGAGACAUUUUCUGUGUUCAUUGUUAAACUUGGCAUGCUCUUUUAGAACAGGGUAAGAUGUGGGCAGCGUAUGGAACGGGCGGCAAGACGGGUGUCAGGAUUUUUUUUUUUUUCUCUAACGGGUGGGAGUGGGACUUUGUUGGCGUUGGUUGGGGUGAAUGAGACUGGUGGGUGGGUGGGUUUUUGUGAUGGUUAGAUUGCUGCUUCUGUAAAUAGUUAUAAAUACGGGCAAGUGGGAUUUAACAGUCUUUAAAAAGGGGGUGCGUGGGGGGAUUUUUGUGUGAGUCGUUUAUCAAUAGAAAACCUAAUGAUGGACUGUGUGGUUAAAGAUUAUAGGAAUGGAACAGGAAGAUGAGUCUGUUUGAAAACUGGAUGUGAAACCAUGUGAUUUCUGCUAAAACACAGAUUAAUUAGCUUUGUUACUUAGUGAAUUAACUGAAUGUAUUAAUUUUUCCUGUAAAUAUGUGAGGGGGAGGGGAGCGUGUACGGUUGUGGUCGGGGUUCUCUUUGCUAUAUUAUCAUUCUUUAGUAGACACGGGAGGAGAAAUAAAUGCCAGCCAAGAUGAGUUCAACACAUACACACACACAUACAGACACACACACCCCUCCAUCUUCCCCACACUGUGCUCAACAGCACAGUUCAAUUUUCUUUAUCCAAUUCCCUCUCACUUAUCAGGAGCAACCAGCCUAUCAGCAGAGGGAACCCUCACCCAGCCCCCCCUCGUCCUCUCUGUCCAGACAUUGCUGUUGUGAGGAUGAAAUGUCUGUUUUAUUAAAAGUGCCAUUGAAGCACAACAGUGACCUCUGAUGUUUGAUUGUGUCACUCCAAUCAUAUGAGCGAAGAUGAGAACACAUUCUCAUAGCGAGAGGUUAUUUCAGCGCAGCAACAACAGACAGAUUAUACAGAGAGGUCCUGCUGACAACUUCAGUUGGGUUUGUUAUAAUUCUAAUAGAAAUUUCAUAAGCACUGACUAACAACACUUGUGAAAUGACUAACAAUGCCAAUGACAUGCUGAUGCAACUGAGAAAAGCCCUCCACUAUUGUCCACCGGCACAAUACGACACGUUCCAGUGACAGUGAGGGCAUUUAAAAGAAUAUUUUCACCUUGGUUGGGUAUUCUUUAGCAUGCAUACCUCUUCAAUCUGACUGGAUUGUCCCAAAUAGUACCUG
Epinephelus moara (kelp grouper) is the source of this 2805-nucleotide messenger RNA. RefSeq names its product transmembrane protein 240a (gene tmem240a). NCBI's taxonomy places the organism in Eukaryota, Metazoa, Chordata, Actinopteri, Perciformes, Serranidae. The transcript is spliced from 4 exons. The record is from RefSeq and is a predicted model, not a curated record. Bases 760 to 1287 code for a protein of 175 amino acids.